AUGGCACCAAAGCAAGCUAUGGCUGGCACAAAAGUCGCUAAACGAGGAGACGACAAGAAGAAGUCUCGCAAGGAUCCAGAUGCUCCCAAGCGUCCUCUCUCUGCCUUUAUGAUCUUUUCAAAGGAAAACCGUCCUAGGAUUAGAGAAGAAAACCCAGAUGCAUCCUUUGGUGAUCUCGGAAAACUUCUUGGAGCGGCAUGGAGAGAACUAAAUGACAAGGAUAAGCAGGUUUAUACUGACAAGGCAGACGAGGACAAGGGACGCUAUGAGCGUGAAAUGUCGACCUACAAGCCAACCUAA
Molecule: messenger RNA, 300 nt
Organism: Batrachochytrium dendrobatidis JAM81
Lineage: Eukaryota; Fungi; Chytridiomycota; Chytridiomycetes; Rhizophydiales
Exons: 2
Coding region: 1-300 (99 amino acids)
Molecular function (GO): DNA binding, bending
Source: RefSeq, a predicted model, not a curated record